AGCGGCGGCGGGCUGCGAAUCCGGGCGGGGCGGCGGGGCCCGCGGUCCGAGCCAGCGGCGUGUACUUUCCACUCCAGCAACACGGUCAUUAUGCCGAAGAGAAAGUCUCCGGAGAAUCCAGAGGGCAAAGAUGGACCCAAAGUAACCAAACGGGAGCCCACGAGACGGUCUGCCAGAUUGUCCGCAAAGCCUGCUCCACCACCCAAACCUGAGCCUAAACCAAGGAAAACAGCUGCGAAGAAAGAACCCGGAGCAAAGAUUAGCAGAGGAGCCAAAGGGAAGAAGGAGGAGAAGCAGGACGUAGGAAAGGAAAGCACUGCGCCAUCUGAAAAUGGCGAAACCAAAGCUAAAGAGAUCCACAUUUCUCGCUCAAGUGUUAAUGUCUCCACCUCCAGAAGUACCCCACCCACUACCCUGUCAGUAAAGGGGCACGUUGAAACAGUGAGAAUUAAGGGCACAGAAAACUGAAUCUAUAGAUAACGAAGGAGAAUAAGUUUGCUGUGGAAAAUCGGGGGUGAUUUUAUUUACCUCUUGGGACAACUUUUAAAAGCUAUUUUUACCAAGUAUUUUGUAAAUGCUAAUUUUUUUAGGACUCUACUAGUUGGCAUAUAGUAUAUAUAAAGAUGGACAUUCGACCCUCUCAUAAUCAUGCUUUUUUGGAAGUUUUCGAUCAUCCUCAAGUAAUAUAAAUAUCUACAUAAUAAUUGGAAACUAUGUUUAAAAUUGAGUCAGCAUUCCAUGCCCUCACUUUAAGAAAUUUAGUCUGUGCAACCUGUGGUGUUUUUACUGUGCAAAUUUGAAUUUUUCAUGCAGUUUUUCUAGAGCAAUAAUCAGUGGUGCUUUUGCACCUAGGUUUUACGUGAUUUUAAUGAGACAUGGGUAGUUGUGGCCACCUGCUGAUUAUUCGUGGUUUAAAAUAAAAGAGUUUCUUGUCUGCAAAAUA
Messenger RNA from Perognathus longimembris pacificus (Pacific pocket mouse), 943 nucleotides. It is a transcript of the gene Hmgn3, whose product is annotated as high mobility group nucleosomal binding domain 3. Gene Ontology annotation, molecular function: nucleosomal DNA binding. Bases 91 to 468 code for a protein of 125 amino acids. The transcript has 7 exons. The record is from RefSeq and is a predicted model, not a curated record. NCBI's taxonomy places the organism in Eukaryota, Metazoa, Chordata, Mammalia, Rodentia, Heteromyidae. Gene Ontology annotation, biological process: chromatin organization. Gene Ontology annotation, cellular component: chromatin; nucleus.